CCCCUUCCAAUGUAAUUCAAUCACAUCUCUCUCUCUCUCUCUCUCUCUCUCUCUCUCUCUCUCUCUCUCUCAGCCAUGAAAGGGUUCAUCUGUAUAUUGGUGCUGUUGUCCUUUCUCCUCCUUGUUCCAGACGUCAUGCUCGCAAGAAACAUAGCACAGUCUCAUCCAAGAGUAGGUGAUUACGUUGAUUUCUCUCCACAUACUCUUAGCCCGGUGGGAUUGGACACGAGCAAUGCGGUUGAACGUGAUUUGCACGUGAAGAGGAGACCGAUGAGAAAGAGGAGAGGUCAUGAGACGGUCCAAAUCGCAGGUUCGAGACUACCAGAUUGCGCUCACGCCUGUGGUUCGUGCUCCCCUUGUCGACUUGUUAUGGUUAGCUUCAAAUGCUCGUUGUUAGCCGAGGCCGAGACAUGUCCCAUGGCCUACAAGUGCAUUUGCAAUACCAAGUCGUUCCCUGUUCCAUGAUCAUCAUCAUCAUCAUCAUCAUAUAUCUCUCUCUCUCUCUCUCUCAUAGUAUUGUCUUCUUCCAAUGUCCGUCAAGUCGAAAUCUUCUACUAUCAAAUUCUGUACUGAUCAGGAGUUUUAAUUAUUAUUAAUAG
Rhododendron vialii is the source of this 599-nucleotide messenger RNA. RefSeq lists its product as uncharacterized. Bases 76 to 465 code for a protein of 129 amino acids. NCBI's taxonomy places the organism in Eukaryota, Viridiplantae, Streptophyta, Magnoliopsida, Ericales, Ericaceae. The record is from RefSeq and is a predicted model, not a curated record. Gene Ontology annotation, biological process: stomatal complex development; guard cell differentiation. The transcript is spliced from 2 exons.